AUGGCUAGUGUUUUUUCAGCCAGUAAUUCGACAUUAAGUAACACUACUCGGGCUUCAGAUGUUUGCGAUGAAAUAUAUUAUAGUGCUUUAGAGAAAGAUUUGAAGAGAAGUGCAUACUUUAUGGUCGCAGUAGUUGGAAUUUUCAGCAAUCUCUUGGUGAUAUUCGCAGCUAUUAAACACAUAGAGCGCAAGAACCUGCAUCACUUGAUCAUCAACAUGGCCGUGUCAGAUACUAUUUUUAUCAGUGUUCUGACUUACGAGAACUCUAAAUGGUUGUUUAGUGUUCAAAACAUUUAUCCUUAUGGACUUCCUGGCGAUAUCUUAUGCAAGGCUAGAGGAUUUCUUUUUGAAGUGUCGUACAGAGUUUCCUUGGUCACUCUGCUUGUUAUCAGUAUUGAACGAUUCAGGGCAACUAGGCUUACUUUUAAAAGAGUACGGCCUUAUACAAUGAAAAAACGCAUUGCAGUCAUCUUUGUCUGUUGGUUCCUGCCCAUGUGCCUCUACGCCUCGUACCUCAGAGCGGAAUUCGAAGCUGCUUCUAGGUAUUGCCGUUCUAACUUCGAUGAAAAGAUGUACAUUGAUGCGGUCUCUUCAUUCCUUACUGUUGUUAUCCUAGGGGUAACAUCUAKUCUUAGUGCCCUGACAGUUCAACAGCUGUACACCAACAGUCAGAAAAUCACGUUCAACAUGAUGGCAUCAGAGCAGUAUUUCUUAAGACGUCRGCGUCAGAUAAAGGCGACUGUUCGUUUAGUUAUGGCGUCUACAAUUCUGUAUUCAUGCUGCUGGCUACCUUACCUUGUGUACAAUUUCUUAGUGAGCAUGAAUAUGUUGCCGUUGAAUGACUCUCAAGAAAAUCAGCCUUUGAUCAAUCUUAACAAGCUUUGUAUAGAUGGGAAAGCUUUUAAAUUUUUUAAAGACCUUCUUCUACCUGCUCUCAACUCUUGUCUAAGUCCUUACAUUUACAUGGCAUUCUUACCUGACUUUCGAGAAGCCAUCAAGAAGCUUUUCCGCUGUUAA
Messenger RNA from Exaiptasia diaphana, 1017 nucleotides. Its product is annotated as lysophosphatidic acid receptor 6-like. The transcript has a single exon. The record is from RefSeq and is a predicted model, not a curated record. Gene Ontology annotation, biological process: G protein-coupled receptor signaling pathway. Lineage: Eukaryota; Metazoa; Cnidaria; Anthozoa; Actiniaria; Aiptasiidae. Bases 1 to 1017 code for a protein of 338 amino acids. Gene Ontology annotation, molecular function: G protein-coupled receptor activity. Gene Ontology annotation, cellular component: membrane.